Messenger RNA from Parasteatoda tepidariorum (common house spider), 480 nucleotides. Its product is annotated as H-2 class II histocompatibility antigen gamma chain. Gene Ontology annotation, cellular component: basement membrane. Lineage: Eukaryota; Metazoa; Arthropoda; Arachnida; Araneae; Theridiidae. Gene Ontology annotation, biological process: cell-matrix adhesion. The record is from RefSeq and is a predicted model, not a curated record.
GCAUAGGCAAAUGUAAAAUAUUCAAUACGUGGUUUGCUUUAAAAGUUUUAUUGUUUCAGAACAAAGAUUGUAUGGAUAUAUAAAUGAACAAUUCUAUCUUAUAAUCAGUCAUUCUUGCAUUUUUCUUCCCUGAUUGAGAAGCUACUAACUGAAAGCAACAAUGAAAGCAUUCUACGUUUUGCUUGUUCUCAGCUUGAUUGCUGCUGCCAUGUCAGCAACUCCAUCAGCUUGCAGACUCCAAAGAAAGAUGGUCAAAGACGCUGGUGACAAGAAAGCUUUCAUGCCUCGAUGUGAGAAAAACGGUGACUAUGCUCCAAUUCAGUGCAGGGAUGGAUGGUGCUGGUGCGCUGACAAAAAUGGCAACAUGUUGGGCAAGUCCCAAAAAGGAAAGCCAGACUGCAAGAAACACUAAAUCACUUGAACAGUGUUUGAUAUCUGAAUUGGCAAUGAGAACGCAUUAAAAAAAAAUUUGAAUUAAAA